Mytilinidion resinicola is the source of this 925-nucleotide messenger RNA. RefSeq lists its product as uncharacterized. The coding region runs from base 462 to 761 and encodes 99 amino acids. NCBI's taxonomy places the organism in Eukaryota, Fungi, Ascomycota, Dothideomycetes, Mytilinidiales, Mytilinidiaceae. The record is from RefSeq and is a predicted model, not a curated record. The transcript has a single exon.
UGGAAAGAGUAGUGGAGGUGGUAGGCUGCCAAGUUUUACUAAGAGUCCUUCUGAGAGCUUUUCUGGGAGCAUUUCUGGGUUCUUUCCAGAGAGCCUUGAUGAGAGUUGUUUUUCUGGCCAUGUAAUUUUGGCGACACUCAGCUAACAAGCAUUUCAUAGGUGGUGGAAGCAAGGCACCCGGCGCAUCGAAGAACUCAAACCUAGGCGGAAAGACCGUCUCCGGAACUGGCCCACCACGACGGUAUGGCGGUGGUGGAUACUAUGGAGGAGGAGCUGCGACUCCAUAUAAUGCCGGAGCCAAAUCCCCGCUUGGCCUAACGCCCCUCCUCCUCCUUCCGGCUGCAGCGCUGCUCCUGUUCCCAGGCAUCUGGCUCUACGGCGUGUAUGCAUACCCCUACACGCACCCGUACACGUUCCUGAACGAGACGAUCCAUAAUACGACCUACCCGAACGGCAUGAACAUGACGCUCCCCGUCAAAUGCCUAUGCCAGGAGUUCAGCGUCUGUGGCUGCGACGACAACACCAACCCAUCAUACAUGAAGGAUAUCAUCGGAAACGGAAGCCCUGCGGCGCUGAAUCAGUCGCUCGUUAGGGUCACGAAUGACAAUGGCAACAUGACCAUCGUCAUCAACGGCACGCUGCCCAACGGCACUACUGCGCCUGGUGGGACUGACUCCGCCGGCCCACGAUCUGCCGUGCUGGAAUUUGGUGGCUAUUGGGUUAUGGGUGCCAUUGUCCUCUACACUGUCUCCUUCCUAUAAUCGUCAACUCGAUUCAGGACCUUUCGUUGGAAAGCAACUGCAUUUCCUUCAGUCAUAGACCUUUCUUUUCCAUGGUCGGCGACGACCUUUUCUUCAUUAGGAGUUUUGGGCAAGGGUGGGCUUUUGACUAGGUGUUCGGAUACCCAAUGCCCAGGUGGAGGCUC